Molecule: messenger RNA, 3455 nt
Organism: Macaca mulatta (Rhesus monkey)
Lineage: Eukaryota; Metazoa; Chordata; Mammalia; Primates; Cercopithecidae
Source: RefSeq, a predicted model, not a curated record
CCACUUGCCUCCAGGUGCCCAGAACAGGCCAUCGUGGGCCCUUCACCAUCCGCAAGUGGACACCGUUUGUCCUGCCGGGGCAGGAUGGAGAUGGAUGAGGACCCGGAUACCCUGCCUGCCCAGGGGCAAGGCAACACCAUCAUUACUAAGUAUGAGCAGGGACACCGAGCUGGGGCAGCAGCAGACAUGGGGAAUGAGCAGGUCAACAUCAGGAAAUACAUGAAUCACCUCGGGAUUGUGCAUGAGACGGAACUGCCCCCGAUAAGAGCCCUGGAGGUGAAGCAAAGACGCAAGGAAAGUAAACGUACCAACAAGUGGCUAAAGAUGUUUGCAGAAUGGCCAAAAUAUAGGAACACCAAGAAGCUGUCUCAAAGAGUAUACAAAGGCAUCCCCCUGGCGGUGCGGGGCCAGGCAUGGUCACUUUUGCUAGAUAUUAACAAAGUCAAGUCCCAGAAUCCAGGCAAAUAUAAGGUCAUGAAGGAGAAGGGCAAGAGGUCCUCCAGAAUCAUCCACCGCAUCCAGCUAGAUGUCAACAGCACCCUGCAGAACCACAUGAUGUUCAUACAAAGAUGUGGAGUCAAGCAGCAGGAAUUAUGUGACAUCCUUGUGGCCUAUUCUGCAUAUAACCCUGAGGUGGGCUACCACAGGGACCUGAGCCACAUCACCGCCAUCCUCCUCCUUUAUCUGCCAGAGGAAGAUGCUUUCUGGGCGCUGACCCAGCUGCUGGCUGGUGAGAGACACUCCCUGCAGGUAUUCUACAGCCCAGAUGCUGCCCAGCUUGAGAGGCUCCUAUCACACCAGAAGCAGGUGUUGCACAAGUCCUUCCCGAAGAUCAUGAGACACCUGGGCAAGGAAGGGCUGUGCAUUGAGGGUUCCAUGCUGAUGAGGCUCCUCCGGUGUUUCCUUGAUGCGAAAUCCUUCCGGCUCACCAUGAGACUGUGGGAUGUGCUCAUCUUGGAGGGCAAGCGAUUACUGACAGCCAUGGCGCAUGCAUCAUUCAAAAUACACAGGAAGCGCCUCAUGAAGCUUUCCUGGAGCACCAUCUGGGAGUUUCAGGAGCGACUGUCUCAGAGCUGGGCCCUGGAGGACAACAGAGUCCUCAGGAAUCUUCAAGCCUCUAUGAAGGAACUCACAAAAAAACACUGGGACCUGCCACCCCCAGCCGAGCUGGAGCAAUGGUCCUCGAGGGUGUCCCCUGGCAUUGGGCCCCUCCAUGAGGGGGACAGACUGGCCAUCCCCACCCCACCAGCUCAGCUCCAGGAGCUCAUGCCAUCAGUCCCCCUGGGACAAAAGCCUUGUCCUCUGCCAGCCUGGCCUAACGGGGCUGUCCCCAAGGCCCAGGCUGAGGUCCAUCAGCACGAAGGGGCUUCUCAAGAACCCAGAACAGAAGACUGCUGUCUGAGGGGCCCGGAGUCUCGAGAUGAUGGCAGCCUGUCCCCGGGUGAGGUCAGGCUUUGUAUUACACGGAAACACUUGUCCAGGAACGCUAGGCCACAGCUCCACACAGACCCGCAUGUCGGGGGUCCAUGUUUCCUGUGCUGCCAUUUUGAACACAGCUCCUGGGACUCUGAGGGGGCUUCCCCAGAACCCAGGGCAGAAGACUGCUGUCCGACGGGCCCAGAGGCUCAAGAUGAGGGUAGGAUGUCCCCUGGUGAGGUCAGGCUUCGUAUUACACGGAAACAUUUGUCCAGGAAGUCUAUGCCACAGCUCCACACAGACCUGCAUGUCAGGGGCCCAGGGGCUUCUCAAGAACCCAGGGCAGCAGGCCGUUCUCUGGGGUGCCCAGAGGUUCAAGAUGACAGCAGCCUGUCCCCCGGUGAGGUCAGGCUUUGUAUUACACGGAAACACUUGUCCAGGAACUCUACACCACAGCUCCACACAGACCCGCAUGUCGGGGGUCCAUGUUUCCUGUGCUGCCAUUUUGAACACGGCUCCUGGGACUCUGUCACUUCUCCAUCUUCUGUGGACAGCAGCCCUGGAACAACAAGACGCACCCCGCCCAGCGAGCCCACUGGGACCGCGACACCAGGCCCUGCCUGGGUUUAUGACAGGGAGGAGGCACUUCGAGAGAUACCCCUGCAACAAGGUGUCCCCUGCCCGCUACUCCCCUCAGUAGAAGAACAACAUGGCAUGGAGGGAGCCCAGGCAGCACCUGCCCGGCUGCCUCGCGGCCCCAGAUGGCUGCUGGACCUUGAUUUUUACUGUUAUUUUUUUUUUAUUUUAUAUUUUUGUCUUCUGGGCCUUGGGAAAUACUUAGUGGGGGACUUGGUCCCCUCACGGCCUCAGGAGGGAAGGCUGAGCAUGGGGUUCCCACAGCCCCAGCCAGGCAGCAGCGUGCCCUGGGGCCCCUGACCCCACCUGUGGGUCACAGCCCCUCCCCCAGGGCCCAAGUCCCCGGCCCAGAGGGACCUGCCUUCAACCUGAGUCCUAGGGGGAGAGGGGCACCACAGGCCCACACAGGGGACUAGGGCACAGCGAGCCCUGGGUGCUGCGAGAAUUCACAUCAGACAACCUGGGCAAGCUGGGCCAGAGAUGCUGAGCCCGUACAGUGAUGAUAUGGGCAGCUGGCACAAGGGGGUCAACAGCUGUGAACACCGCUGCCUCUUCCCAACUCCAUCACUGCAGUGCAGGCAGUCUGCACUCCGGAGCCUGGCCCAACAGCACCCCGAGUGCCCAGGUCUGCUAUGCCAACAUGCCACCUGGAGGCUUUGAGGCCCUGCCUGCCACACCACCCCCCUCCUGGAAGCCUUGUCCUGCAGCUCAGCCGCUGCCACAACCACAGCAGGCACCGCUGCCAAGCUCCUUCCAGUCAGGCUUCCUAGAAUGCAGAGGAGCCUCAGGGGCUCAGACUGUGAAGGUGGUUUCAUCCACAUUUCCAUUGUUCCCACCAAAGAGAAUCCCUGCAGAGGAUGCUCUUGAUCAAAGGUGGGCAAAACGGCAUGCCAAGAGAUGGAGUCAGCUUCUUUCCCUGGCCACCAUGUUAGACGGGGACAAAGUGGCCAUCAGACAGGCAUGGGACAGAAGAGGCUCAGCAUGCUGCACGUGCCCUGACCAAGGCUGACCAGGCCAACACCACUGCCAAGCAUCCCAUCUGCUGACGAGGGACUUGGUGUGGCUCCCUGGGCUGGCACUAUUUCCCAGGAGGACCGGCUGACCACCUGUGGGCAGGCUGCCCACACUGUGGAGGGGGCUGAGAUUGGCCUUCACUGCAGGGAACCCCUACCUGGAUAUAGACUUGCUCGUCCUUCCUGUCACCAUCAUGGCAGCGCACACGGCAUUGCUUUUGACCACGUCACUUCAUUCACAGCGAGGGACGUGCAGCAGUGGCCCCUGACCAGGGAACUAACUGUUCUCACUACAUCAGUCGCCGCCUGGAAGCAACUGGGCUUAGGAUCGCUCAGUUACGCUGAAGUGAUGGUUUGUUUUACAAGAUAAAUGUUACGCUUUCUACUGGA